Molecule: messenger RNA, 888 nt
Organism: Juglans regia (Persian walnut)
Lineage: Eukaryota; Viridiplantae; Streptophyta; Magnoliopsida; Fagales; Juglandaceae
Product: glycine-rich RNA-binding protein 2, mitochondrial-like
Exons: 5
Coding region: 118-540 (140 amino acids)
Molecular function (GO): RNA binding
Source: RefSeq, a predicted model, not a curated record
AAACCCCAACACAUAUCCCCUAUAAAGCCUAAUGUAUUUGGCCUUUUUCCCUUAAACCCUAGUAUUGGCCGCUCCCACUACUCCUCUUCUCUAAGUACCUUACCACUGUCAAUUAGUAUGGCAUUUUGUAACAAAGUUGGGGGACUUUUGAGGCGGAGCAUUUCUCAGAAUGGACCAGCACCUAUAAAUUUUAUGCUUAAUUCCAUUCGCUGCAUGUCAUCAAGCAAGCUUUUUAUUGGAGGUCUUUCAUACUCAACCGAUGAGCAGUCUCUAAAGGACGCAUUUGCUGGCUUUGGUGACGUGGUUGAUGCCAAGGUUAUCGUUGAUAGAGAUACUGGGCGGUCUAGGGGAUUUGGGUUUGUUAACUACUCAAGUGCAGACUCUGCAAGCGAAGCAGUGUCUGCUAUGGAUGGCCAGGAACUUAAUGGACGAAGCAUUCGAGUGAGUUUUGCCAAUGACAGACCUACUGGCCCUCCACGUUUUGGAGGUGGUGGUAAUCGUGGGGACAGAGGUUUUGGUGGUGGAGAUGCUGACUACUAAGCUUUUGGAGUUGUGCUGCAUAUGGGCUUGUAUCUAUUGCUAGUUGGUGCUCCUUAGAAAUUGAGGUUGAUGGAAUUUAUCUUAGAUGAACUAUUAUCUGAACAUCGGAGUUUUUGUAUGGAUUUGAUACAAGUUUCUAUUGCUUAGUAUUGCUUAUUAUAUGUAUGAGCCGCGCAAGUUCAGUCAUGGAUCUGUGCAUUUGGCUCGAGUUUAUGCUGCAUGCUAUGCUGUAAGAAGCAUAUAUGUUGCACUGUUUAACUGUUUAACUGCAGGCCGUACUGUCUUUCUUUGCAACCAUUUAAUCUCCACAGAUCUUGUUCUGUUCCAUUUGGAAUAAUUUAUUUGCAA